AUGUUUACCACAUUCGUUGAAGUUUGGGCGACUCCGCUCUUGUUCUUCUCGAUGGCAUUUACCUUCAUGUUGAUGUGUUUACCUACAAGGCAUCAUCCAUCAAACAAUGAGAAGAAGCGGGUUGUCGUGUUGGUGUUAGGGGAUAUUGGCCGGAGUCCAAGGAUGCAGCAUCAUUGCUUGUCGUUGGCAAAGAAAGGAGCUAUAGUGGAUCUUGUGGGAUAUGAAGAAUCACUUCCUCGUCCUGAGCUACUCGGAAAUACUAAUAUACACAGAUACCCUCUUCCGGUGCCUCCAAAGUUAUUCAACACUUCUACACCGCUUACAUUCGUCAUUUUUGCACCUUUCAAGGCAUUCUUCCAGUUCACCUCAUUGCUUUACUGCCUUCUCUAUGUUAUCCCGCCAUCAGCAGGCUAUAUUCUUCUACAAAACCCACCGGCCAUACCUACUCUCAUUGUCACCCAGUUCGUUAGCAAGCUGAGAAUGCAGAAGGUUGUUAUUGAUUGGCACAAUUUUGGAUGGAGUAUUUUGAUGAUGAAGCUCAACGAGCAUCCUAUUGUGUGGUUCUGCAAAUUUUACGAGAAAGUCUUUGGGAGGGCCGCAUACGCAAAUUUUACGGUUACAAAUGCUAUGGCAAAAGUUUUAAAGGAUGAUAUGGGAAUCAAAGCUCCCAUCAGAACUUUGUAUGACCGACCGCCAAUGCAUUUUGUCCCGCUAGACGCUGCUGCUAAGAAGGAAUUUCUUGAAUCGCACCCCGCAACUAAACGCCAUGCAGCUGCUAUACUUUCAGGGAAAACCAAGAUGAUAACUUCUUCCACAUCCUGGACGCCAGACGAAGAUUUCUCUCAGCUGCUCGCAGCUCUUCUUUCAUAUGACAGUUAUGCGAGUGGAGCAAACUUUCUCAAGCCUGGCUCAGCUCCUUCAAUUCUUGCAGUUAUCACUGGCAAAGGACCCCUGAAGGAUGGGUAUAUGGCUACGAUUGAGAAGCUUGAAUUUCAAUUUAUCACCGUAGAGACUGUAUGGCUGGAAUCGGAGGAUUACCCGAAGAUGAUUGCCUGUGCCGACUUGGGAAUAAGUUUGCAUACUAGUACUUCUGGUGUAGAUUUGCCAAUGAAAAUUGUGGACCUAUUUGGCGUGGGCGUUCCGGUUGCUGCGUUCGGGUUUUAUGCUUUGAGGGAGUUGGUAAAGCAUCGCGAGAAUGGAAUUGUAUUCAAGGAUGGUCAAGAUCUGGGUGAAAAUCUGAAGACUUUGUUUAAUCCGAGCUCAAGGGAGUUGGAACGGUUGAAAAUGGGGGCUAUGAAGGAGACCCAUGAUCGAUGGGACGAGAAUUGGGAUAAUAUAGCUGCACCAGUUUUUGGACUUUGA
This is a messenger RNA of Morchella sextelata, 1362 nucleotides long. RefSeq lists its product as uncharacterized. The record is from RefSeq and is a predicted model, not a curated record. Gene Ontology annotation, cellular component: endoplasmic reticulum. The transcript is spliced from 3 exons. Gene Ontology annotation, molecular function: mannosyltransferase activity. The coding region runs from base 1 to 1362 and encodes 453 amino acids. NCBI's taxonomy places the organism in Eukaryota, Fungi, Ascomycota, Pezizomycetes, Pezizales, Morchellaceae.